Molecule: messenger RNA, 3305 nt
Organism: Acipenser ruthenus (sterlet)
Lineage: Eukaryota; Metazoa; Chordata; Actinopteri; Acipenseriformes; Acipenseridae
Product: beta-galactoside alpha-2,6-sialyltransferase 1-like
Exons: 6
Coding region: 414-1652 (412 amino acids)
Molecular function (GO): sialyltransferase activity
Source: RefSeq, a predicted model, not a curated record
UUUGUCUACAAUCUAGUUCACUGCUACUGAAGUUAAUGCUGAGACUGGUGACACUGAUGCUUAACUGGAACUAGUAAGACUGGUGCUGCUACUGCUGGAACUGGUGCUGCCACUGCUGGGACUGGUAACACUGGUGCUGCCACUGCUGGGACUGGUACUGCUACAGCUGGGACUGGUAAGACUGGUGCUGCGACUGCUGGGACUAGUAAGACUGGUGCUGCCACUGCUGGGACUGGUGCUGCUACUGCUGGGACUGGUAAGACUGGUGCUGCCACUGCUGGGACUGGCAAGACUGGUGCUGCCACUGCUGGGAUUGGUAAGACUGGUGCUGCCACUGCUGGGACUGGUGCUGCUACUGCUGGGACUGACUUUCAUUGAAGUUCUGAAAACCUACCCUGACCUGUGGAUGAAAAAUGGUUAAAAACAUUUAUUACAAAGUUUUACUUAUUGUCAGUAUUUUUGUUUUUUUCCCAUGUUUAUUCAUGUACAGCAGGAUACAUGAAACCAAAACAUAUCCUGCCCCACAGAUAAAGAGUAGAUUGAUUCAUAUGAGUAAAAAACAAGUUCAGAAAAUUACAUUAAUUGAUUUGAAUAAAAAACGAGUUCAGAACGUUACAUUGAUACCUGCGAAGCAAAAAGUAACCAGGAAUAAAAUUGUCCAAAAUGCUAUGACUGUAAGAUCCUGGCCGGUAUGGAAGGAAAACACCUCUACUGAUGAUCUUGGCGCCUCACUGAAGGAUAUCAAGAACAAUUACCAGGCACUGAACAAAUACAAUGUGACAUUGAUCUGGAAAAAUGUGUCUACAAAGCUGAGCCAGCAGGAGCUCCUGUGCGAGCUCAAAACUCGCGUACCACUUGAGAUGAUUAAAGCAGGUGACGGCCCCGUCAAAGGAGGGGAUUGGCAGAAAUACUUGCCCACAAAGGACUUGAAUAAGAAGUUUGAAAACCUCAAGCGGUGUGCUAUAGUGUCAUCGGCAGGCUCUUUAAAAAAUGCAAAACUGGGAGCUGAAAUAGAUGACCACGAUGCUGUCAUGAGAUUCAAUGCCGCUCCGACUGAUGGGUAUAGCACUGAUGUGGGGGAAAAAACUUCUAUUCGAAUAAUAAAUUCACAGCUUGUAUAUGAUGAACAGCACCAUUUUCUAACGGAUCCUCUUUAUCAGACCGGAGUGUUAAUCCUGUGGGAUCCUGCACCUUAUAAACAAGAUCUUCAACAUUGGUACAACAAACCAGACUAUUCCUUCUUUGAGAGGUAUAUGGAAUACCGUAAGAAACAUCCUGAGCAGCUCUUUUAUAUCAUGAACCCGGUUAUGCAGUGGAACCUGUGGGACAUUAUUCAGGAGAAUUCACUGGAGAAAAUCCAACGCAACCCCCCUUCCUCCGGGAUGCAAGGCAUCGCAUUAAUGAUGAGCCUCUGUGAUGAGGUGAAUGUGUAUGAAUUCCUGCCUUCUAAGAGAAAGUCUGACAUUUGUCAUUAUUACCAGAAGUUCUAUAACCGAGCCUGCACAAUGGGUGCCUACCAUCCCUUAAUGUAUGAGAAGAACCUGGUUAAGAGGAUGAACCAGGGAACAGAUCAUGACAUCUUCCACUACGGGAGAGUGACCUUACCAGGAUUCCGGAAUAUUCACUGUUCAGCAAAGGCAAGGCAGACCUAAACUGGUACAGCAGGGCUUAAUAAUAAUACACUGUGAUGGGAAAACUUUUCGGUGUUAUGGAAAAUCCUCUGGGGAAAUAAGCAUUCACAAAUAAUGCUUAGAAAACACUCACUCGGAACUGAAACCUCCCUUCAACUCCCUUGCAAUGCCAUCCCCACUUAAUGGCAUUUUACAUUUGUGUUCUCCCUCUGUGCGGGAUGCAAAGUUUAUCGUUUGAAUUUACUGAAACGCGUUGCAUCUUUUGAAGUAAGUCAUUUUACCAAAAAUGUGAAGAUUUAUACUGGGUUAUGACCGUGACUGAAGAUGUUGUUAGCAAAGUGAACAUUAUCAUAGUAUGUUACUUAAAACAUAAUGACACAAUAUAUUCAUAAUAAAUUUGAGUUCUUAUCUAUAAACAGUAACAUGUUUAACACUUGGGAUUCGCUGUCUGUAGCUUGGUGUUGUUUACAUUAUCGUCAGCAUAUUUGAAGUGAUUGGAAGCUGAAAUAAAUUUUUUUAAAACACACUUUUCUUAUACCAAUACAGUAUUGGUGAGCGAUAAUCAGUUUGUUUGAAAACCAGACUUUAAUCACUGAUAAUAGGUGCACAGGUGGUGAUUCCAUGAGUGCUCCGGGGUUCAAGCACCAAUGGGGGAAAAUGGUCCUGUAGAUUGCAAAUAAAUCACCGGUUCUGUCAAAUUAGUGUGAAUGCUUCACAAGUAGAGCUGUUAUUGCAGUGUUUAAAAAUAUAAAAUCAAUUUAUACAAAGACUCCCAGCUUUCUUGAAAAGAUCUGUGUUUCCCUCGUUUUUCUUUUGUAUUUGUAAUGCUCUCAUUAGUAUCUAAACCUAGUAGAUACAGCAUCUGUCAGUUCUGGCAGAUUCUACUGUACUUGCUGAAGUGGUUUUCAGCCACUGCUAAUUAAAAAAAAAAAAAAAAUAGCUACCUAGCUAACAAUUUCAUCCUGAGGGCUACAAUGAAACGUACUGUCUUUAAAUUAAAUUGGGACUUUAGUGAAGACCACAUGUGUACAUGAGUACAUUAGUUAUUGUAGAUAGUAAUUCAUAGCCAUAGCAUUUUUGUAAAUAGCAACACACGUAAUGUACAAUAAAAUAAGCAUUUUAUUUAUGUCAUCUGUGUCAAUUUGAGGCGGAUCUUCAUGGUCGGCAAGGUGACACAGCUGAGAGAAUUUUUUCCUGUCAUCCCGUCCGGUGCUGUCAAUGUCAGUUUCUCAGCACACAGUACAGUAGUUGCUCAGUAACGAGGUGCAAACAGGUGAUUGAUUGAUCUGUAUGAGGGUUUAUGAAGGUGCUUUGUUAAAAAAAAAUAUAUAAAUCUCAAUUUAUAACAGUGUUUAUUUUUUAGCAAAAUAAAAUCUAAGCCUAUUUUUAGGGACCCCAACUGUUGUUAUUGAAUCCAACUUAGGCACUUCACAUGAGCAAGUUUCAAAAGGUACUAGUCCUUGGACUAGUCGCACAAUAUUGUUAGUUUCUAACCCUGUGUACUAUAGCGCUUUAUUAAGACUUAUGUUAUUGUGAUUGUUUACAAUUUGAACAUAACUAACUACUGAAGCACUUAUGUUGGUAUUAUCCCUUCCUGCUGUCUGAUAAAAAAUAAACCACUGUUUAUUUAUUUUAAAAGUUAUUGUAUUACAUAUAAAAGCAAAAUAUAUGCAA